CAGCCUAAAUCCUCCCCCACUCAUAAGGCGGUAACUUUAAGGUUUGUCGUCUUAAUGACACCAGUGAGACCUGAGAUAUCUAAGACCACUACAUAGUUUGAAAACAAAAUUGAGGUACCAUGUUGCAGGGACAAAUGCAGGAGUAUAUAGAGCUGAGUAAGGAUAUCAUCAAGGUUCUUGUUUCAGAUGCUGCACCAACAGAGCUAAAAAAGAGUCUGGACAAAGAGGAAUCUGUAAUUGAAUCUCUGGUUGAUGUGGAGAAAGAGGCCUCACAAAUCAUUAGAGAGCUGAUGUCAGUGGAGGAAUCCGUGGCACAAACACUUCUGCAUACUGAGGAAUCGAAACAAAAAACAUCAUCCAAACUGCGUAAAAUAGAGCAGGAACUGCAAAACACAAGUGAAAAACACAUUUCUAUGAAGGAAAGCAUAAAAUUGCUGCAAAAAGAUCUAGAGAAUUUAAAAUUGGUAGAAGAUGAAAUUGCAGAACUUGAGCGAGAAGCUGACGAAGAUACCACAAUAGUCAUUCCUUCUGCGGUGUAUUUGGCACAGCUGUUCCAUAAAGUGACCAAGAUUGACUGGGAUUAUGAUUGUGAUCCUACCCUUAUCAGAGGCAUCCACUAUGGUGGCGAUAUCGCUCAACCUAUCAACAUUGACAGCACACAACACUCCAAAACAUUUAUAUGUGAUUACUUGUGGAGUUUGCUUUCAACGGAAUGGCAACAGUCAUCCUGACCCAAGUUUCAUCUACUUAUAUUCUUGCCUACUCGCCUCUCAAAAUGAAAACCUCACCUCACUUCCAAAGUAUAUCUUAAGAGGAUUUCAUAUUUAUACUUGCUGACUUUUGUAUUGCCAUUGAAACUGUAAAAUUAUUUCUUUGAAGGACAUCCAAUGACUAUUUACUUUUUUCUUCCAGAACAAUGCAUGUUACCUGAUUUCAACAUACUUAAAAUAUUGAAAAGAUAAAUCUAAUUUCACCUUUUUAACAAUUAAAUGAAAUUAGCUGUGUUUUUAUGUUUUUACCAUGUUUCCUCUCCAUUUUUCAAUUGUUUUUUUUUUAUGUGUAAGGGGGCCACAAUGUAAUAUUUUCACUUAAAUUUUUUGGUGUCAUGUAAUGCGGGGAACAAGAUAACCCCAUUAUCAAGAUUUAGAUUUAUUGUCUUUUGAAAGGGACACUGAACCUAAAAAAAAUUAUUUUGUGAUUCAUAUAGAGCAUGAAAUUUUAAGCAAGUUUCUAAUUUACUCCUAUUUUCAAAUUUUCUUCAUUCUCUUGGUAUCUUUAUUUGAAAUGCAAGAAUGUAAGUUUAGAUGCCAGCCCAUUUUUGGUGAACAACCUGUGUUGUCCUUGCUGAUUGGUGGAUACAUACAUACAUAAAUCCACCAUUAAAAAGUGCUGUUGGAGUCUGAACUAAAAAAAUAGCUUAGAUGCCUUCUUUUUCAAAUAAAGAUAGCAAGAAAACGAAGAAAAAUUGAUAAUAGGAGUCAAUUAGAAACUUUCUUAAAAUUGCAUGCUCUAUCUGUAUCACGAAAAAAAAAAUUGGGGUUCAAUGUCCCUUUAAUUGAAAUGGCAUACUGUAGUACCUUGCAGUUUUUUAAGGUAUUUUAGAGAAUGUGAUUUUUCAAACUCGCAACACAGUACAUUUUGUGAAUAAAAGUGCUUUUUACUGGA
Molecule: messenger RNA, 1665 nt
Organism: Bombina bombina (fire-bellied toad)
Lineage: Eukaryota; Metazoa; Chordata; Amphibia; Anura; Bombinatoridae
Gene: SPC24
Product: SPC24 component of NDC80 kinetochore complex
Exons: 6
Coding region: 120-731 (203 amino acids)
Source: RefSeq, a predicted model, not a curated record